CAAACUGCUCUUUGUUCCUCCAGCAGAUCCAUCUCACAGAACCCACACGUUCUCCUACUCACAUUUACCCCCAUAUGAUCCGAUGUGUGUGUAAUAAUCUCCAGUAGAACCAGCGAGCUUCUUCUGCUCGGAUCACACUGGAUCUUUUCUGAUGGAAUCAGCAGAAGUGAGUGGUGGUCCUGAUCCAGAUCCUCAUCUUGAACCAGACUUACUGAUUUGUGACGAUGUGAAGACUGAGGUUGGUAGCACUUGUGAUGGAAGUACAUCAACCUCUGAGGACAGAGUUUCCUUCGUGGACCAACAGGAUCAUGGACGCCUGAGGACGCCUGUAAAAGAGGAAGAUGAUGAAUACCUCUGUCCAGGAACAUCGACCUCUAAGAGACGCGUCACCCCGAAGAGAGGACAGAAUGAAGGAUUCCAGAUGAAGGUUGUAAAAGAGGAAGAAUCUGAAGAUGAAGACGAAGAAGAUGUUUGUGGAGCAGCGCCCGCCUCUAUGAUGUUCGUCGCCUCGGACCCUGAGAACGAAGAGGAACCUGAAGACUUCCUCUACUGUGAAGAGUGCAAAUCCUUCUUCAUCAACAAGUGUGAGGUUCACGGUCCACCCGUCUUCAUCUCCAACACCCUUGUACCCUUGGGGGUUACCAACCGAGCCAGACGAACCCUCCCCCCCGGUCUGGAGGUUCGGGAGUCCAGUAUUCCUGAUGCAGGUCUGGGGGUGUUUAAUAACGGAGAGACCAUCCUAGUCGGGACUCACUUCGGCCCCUACGAGGGAGAACCGGCAGACAAAGAGGAAGCCAUGAACAGUGGAUACUCCUGGUUGAUCUCCAAGAGGGGGCCGGGUGAGGAGUACAUCGAUGCUAAAAGCGAGACUCAAGCUAACUGGAUGAGGUACGUGAACUGCGCCAGGACCGAUGAGGAACAGAACCUGGUGGCGUUCCAGUACCGAGGGGGGAUUUAUUACCGCUGCUGUCGACCCAUCGAACCGGGACAGGAGCUCCUGAUGUGGUGUGACGAGGAGUACGCCAAAGAUCUCGGAGCCACGUUCGACUACAUCUGGAACAAGAAGUGCUGCCCAAACGAAACGAACAACUCGUUGUUGCCCAUCGUCUCCUGCGCCCUGUGUCCACUCUCCUACACGUCCCAAACGUACCUCAACAAGCACAUCGUGGAGAGCCAUUACGACAGGCGUGAGACCCUGGAGAAACUGGGAGUGAUCGAGAAUCUGAUUCCCGUCGGGAGUUCCAGCGGUCAGCAGGCGUCCUCUGGUGCUCCCGGGUCCGACGGCUCCCAGAAACGAAUCAAAGAUCUGAUCCCCUGCUUGUUUUGUGGGAAGACUUUUAAUGACCACGGGAACCUCCAGCGACACCAUCGCAUUCACACGGGAGAGAAACCCUAUCAGUGUUUAUACUGCGAGAAGAGCUUUGGCGACCAGAGUCACUUCAAAAUACACCAGCGUGUUCACACCGGAGAGAAACCGUACCGGUGCUUACUGUGCGAGAAGAGUUUCACCGACCACAGCAAUCUUCAACGACACCAGCGCAUUCACACGGGAGAGAAGCCGUACCGGUGCCCACUGUGCGGAAAGAGCUUUAGCGACAGCAGCAGUCUGUCCAAGCACCAGAGGACUCACACGGGAGAGAAGCCCUAUCAGUGCUCGCAGUGCUGGAUGAGAUUCACUCUCCAGAGCAAUCUCAAGAAGCACCAGCGCAUUCACUCGGGAGAAAAGCUGUACCAGUGCUCGCACUGCGAGAAGAGCUUCCAUCGGGAGGAUCACCUCCAAACCCACCAGCGCAGCCACACCGGCGAGAAGCCGUACCAUUGCUUGGUGUGUGGCAAGAGCUUCACCGUCCAGAGCAAUCUCAGAGUGCACCAGCGCAUUCACACCGGAGAGAAACCCUAUCAGUGCACGCAGUGUGGGAAGAGUUUCAAUCGAGGGAGCGUCCUCCAGCAACACCUGCGCACUCAUUCUGGAGAGAAGCCUCACUCCUGCCCCGUGUGCGGGAGGUGUUUUAGGGAAAAGCGCCACCUCCAGCGCCACCUACAGAUUCACACGGGAAAGACGUUUCCCGCCGCUCAGACUCAAAAAAUGAACAAUGUCCUGUUACAAGUCGUCUCCUGCUCCUUCUGUCCACUUUCCUUUACAUCCCAUAAUUACCUCAACAAGCACAUCAGGAGACGCCACCGAGACCAACAUGAGGAUCCGAUUCCCAUUGGAAGCUCCUCUGCUACACUAAGUUCAAACACCUCUCACACAGAGCUGCAGGACGUCCACUCGGGGGAGAAGUCGUACCUCUGCUCACUGUGUGGAAAGAGCUUCACUCGCGACGACCAUCUCCGACGCCACAAGCGCAUCCACGCGUUAGAAAAACCCCACAGGUGCUCAGACUGCGAGAAGAGUUUUACAGACAGAGGAGCUCUGCACAGACACCAGCGCAUUCACACGGGAGAAAGGCCAUACCAGUGCCCGCAGUGUGGCAAGAGCUUCAAUCGAGAGAGUCACCUCAAAACGCACCGGCGCGUUCACACCGGAGAGAAGCCGUACCCCUGCUCGCAGUGUGGCAAGAGCUUCAACAACCAGAGUAAUCUCAAACUGCACCAGCGCGUUCACACCGGAGAGAGACCGUAUCACUGCUCGCUGUGUGGGAAGAGCUUCACUCAGCUGGAUCAUCUGAAGGUGCACCAGCGGACUCACACCGGAGAGAAACCCUAUCGGUGUUCGCAGUGCGGGAGAGGUUUCGCCCAGCUGGGUCAUCUCCAGACGCACCAGCGCAUUCACCCUGAUGAGAAUCUGUAUGACUUUACAGCGUGGUUGCAGCUUCAGUCAUCUAAAAACACUUAAGAUCCUGCUACAAGAACUUGAACAAAUCAUAUAAUUGAUAGAAAUUGAUGGUUUUAUUGUUUUUAUGUUAUUUCUACUUUUCAUGUUGUAGU
Trichomycterus rosablanca is the source of this 2931-nucleotide messenger RNA. RefSeq names its product zinc finger protein 665-like. The record is from RefSeq and is a predicted model, not a curated record. The transcript has 10 exons. The coding region runs from base 152 to 2839 and encodes 895 amino acids. Lineage: Eukaryota; Metazoa; Chordata; Actinopteri; Siluriformes; Trichomycteridae. Gene Ontology annotation, molecular function: histone methyltransferase activity; protein binding.